Sturnus vulgaris (Common starling) is the source of this 1027-nucleotide messenger RNA. The record is from RefSeq and is a predicted model, not a curated record. Lineage: Eukaryota; Metazoa; Chordata; Aves; Passeriformes; Sturnidae.
GAAGUUAAUGUUCAGCAGGUCGAGGCCAUGUGCCUUGCGCAAGCAGCAGGCUGCUUCUAAGGACUUUACAGACUUUCUGUCUUAGUUCGCCUGGAAAAAGUCGUGAUUAAAACUCUGUUACUUGCGAGGGUGGGGUUUGCGUUCCUGCCCUGAAGUUUUUUCAUUUCUUGUUUUACAGUAUGAAAACCCCUGGACCAUCCCAAAUAUCCUGUCCAUGGUGAGAAUGGGUCUGGCGCCAGUUUUAGGCUAUUUGAUUGUUGAAGAGAAUUUCAACGUUGCACUCGGUGUCUUUGUCCUGGCUGGCGUGACAGACCUGUUGGAUGGAUUUAUUGCACGGAACUGGGCUAAUCAGAAAUCAGCACUGGGAAGUGCUCUCGAUCCCCUGGCGGAUAAAAUUCUCAUCAGUGUGCUCUAUGUGAGCCUAACUUGUGCAAAUCUUAUCCCAGUUCCACUGACUUCCAUGAUUAUCCUGCGGGAUGCAGCACUCAUUGCCGCAGUUUUUUAUGUGCGAUACAAAACUCUUUCUCCACCGAGAACACUGAGUAGGUAUUUUAACCCUUGUUAUGCUACUGCACAAUUAAAGCCAACAUUCAUUAGCAAGAUGAACACAGCAGUUCAGCUGAUUUUGGUGGCGGCUUCUUUAGCAGCUCCUGUUUUCAAUUAUGUGGACAGCAUAUAUCUGCAGACUUUAUGGUGCAUCACAGCUUUCACAACGGUGACAUCUGCCUACAGCUAUUACCACUACGGCAGAAAAACUGUCCAGGUGAUCAAGAACAAGUGAAGCGGUCCAGGUGGUAAAAGGUGAAGUGUUCCUGGAAGGAAAGGUGCUGUGCCCACAGAGGUGGUGGUACUGCAGCUGAGUUUUGGAUCAAAGCAUGCUUUGUUUUUCUGCUUAAACCAUGGUGUCAUGAAGUGAAAUUUGAGUAUGUACUAUGUAUAUAUGUAGAGAGAGACUUUUCAAUGUAUUUUUAAUUUCUUUAAAAAUGAGGUUGUUUACAAAAGCAAAUAAAUAACAUUCUUAAAAACA